GUCACUUCCUUGUUUGUCUGACUGAUUCUCUCUGUCUGCCUCUCCUCAGACUGACGAUGGCUGAAGCGCAGCUGUUUGUAUCAGAGGAUGAGUUCACCUGCUCGGUGUGUCUGGACACCCUGAUUGACCCCGUCACCAUCCUCUGUGGACAUAAUUUCUGUCUGAAGUGCCUCACGGACUGCUGGGAUCAGAAUCAAGAGUGCAGCUGUCCUCAGUGCAGACACACCUUCACCACAAGGCCUGAGCUGAACAAAAACACUCUGCUGAAUGAAGUCGUUAAGAAAUUAAAGAAGACGGCACUCAGUCCUCCUCAGUCUCAGAGUUAUGCUGGCCCUGGAGAUGUGGAGUGUGACUUCUGUACUGGGAAGAAGUUCAGAGCAGUGAAGUCCUGUCUAACCUGCAUGGCCUCCUACUGUCAGACUCACCUGCAGCCUCACUAUGAAGGAGAUGCCUGGAAGGGACACAAGCUGGUUGAUCCUGAUAGAAAUCUGAAGGAGAAACUCUGUGAGAAACAUCAGAAAAGUCUGGAGAUGUUUUGCAAAACUGAUGAGACCUGUAUCUGCUUGAUGUGUGUGGUGACUGGACAUAAAAAUCAUGAAAUAGUCGAGCUGGAGAUGGAAAGAGAAGAAAAAGAGAAACAGCUAGGGGCGACACUGAGUGACAUCAAGAGGAGACUUGAGGAGAGAGAGAAGACACUGAAGGAGACGAGGAGGGCGAUGGAGGAGAUGAAGAUUUCUGUGGAAAGAGUUGUGGAAGAAAAUGAGAACAGCUUCACUGCUCUGAUACGGUGCAUUGAGGAAGUGCACAGGAAACUGACUGAGAGGAAAAGAGGGGUCUCGUCUUGUGUCUUGGUGACAUUCAAAACCCUGCUGCUCAAGACCCCCGAGACAGUGGAAAUGACCAUUGACUUUCACAAACAGCAGUCACAACCUCUAACACUAGAAAUCAAUGAUUCAGCAGUCAAUAUGGUGGACUCCUUCAACGUUCAGAGCACAACAAUCACAGACACUCUCAGCUGGGACAUGAACACCACCACAUCACUAAGAAGACCACCAUGGACUCAUCUCAGCAGCUCGUCACUUCUUCACACAAACUCUCAAGCACGCUUCGCUCCCAGUCCCAUUACACACUUCCAGAUUUCCUCACUUGUUUUCUUUUCUGUCCUUUCAGACUUCUGUCCCCUCACACUGGACAUCAACACAGCACACACAUGGCUCCAUCUGUCUGAAGGGAACAAGAAGGUGACACGUGAGAGUGCAAAAACCGAAUAUCCUGAUCAUCCUGACAGAUUUGACUGCUGGGAACAAGUUCUGUGCAAAGAGGCAUUGACUGGGACUCGCUGUUACUGGGAGGUGGAGUGCAGUGGAUAUGUUGUGGAUAUUGGAGUUGCAUAUAAAGGACUGAGAAGGAAAGGACGGGGCGAGGAGUGCGGCCUUGGAUACAACAACAAGUCCUGGAGUUUGCAGUGGUUUAUUUCCAGGUACUCUGUGCAUCACAAUAACAAGGGGAUGGUAAUCAGUGGCCCCUACAGCCCCAGAAUAGGUGUGUAUCUGGACUGGCCUGCUGGCUCUCUGUCAUUUUAUAGCGUCUCACACACAAUGACCCUCCUGCACAGGUUCAACACCUCCUUCACUGAGCCCCUCUAUCCAGGGUUUAGUGUUGGUCUUAACUGCAGUGUAACAAUCAGCCAUCUGACACCAUGUGACCACUGACCAGUACCCUUUACGUGUCAUUUGAUAUCCCCACAAGCGCAGGUGUCUUUGUGUUUGGGGUGAAAUUAAAUUUAAAGGAUUGGGGGCUUGGGGGGGCACCUCUGUGAUUGAAUUUUUGAAUGAUAAUGUGGGACGAGUGCGGCUGUCAGGGUGUCCACUAUUAUUGGGGUUUGAUUAGCCAAUCAGAUGUGUGUGUCUUAAUAAGGGGCGGUGACACCUCAGACCAGUCUGACCAGUAGGGGUCACUGUUGAUUCACAGCCACAUGUCCUUCAGGCUGACACCCCAACAACUACUGAGGCCCCCAAGUGUCACUGAAUGUCACCUGUUAAGUAGGAGGCAUGUGGUCCUGCUGGAUCACCACAACUGAAAGGCGCUAUACAGACUCAGUAUGUACUGGCACCCCCUCCAGAGUUGGCCCACCUCGUCCACAAACCUGAAAUUGAAAAGCAGAUAACAAAGACAAGGAAUGGACAGAAGGGGUCACUGAUUGGUCAGUCGCCAAACUACUGCCUCUUGUGGCCACUCUAAAUUUUACACAGCAAUUAAUACAAAAAGGAAAUUUAAAAGAUAAAAGCAGAAAGCAUUCCAUGAAAUCCUGAGCAGUAAAACAUGAAAGGAGAGAAUGAGAAACAAUCAGAGAGUCAGACGAAUGGAGACUUUAACAGGAGGACUGAGGGGUGGGACUGAAGUGCAGUGGACACCCGCCAUAUUACACACAUGGGAAAGGUCAGCAGUGAAGGGGGGAGAACAGAAUACAGUGCAGUGGAAAAGAAAUAAGAAUAAAGUAAAAACACAAGAAUAAAAUAAAGAACUUUAAAUAUUAUAUCUAAAACUAAUUAAGAUUUAAAUGAAUUAAGAGUAAAAUAAGGGUGACGCGAUCACACAGUCACAUGACCUUCAGAGCUGACAGGUGAGCUGAUUCUUCUGUAGCCAAACUGCCCCCUCUAGUGGCCACUCUCAAUAUUAAAUGAAUGGCAAGGCUGAGGGGGAGGAAAGAUUUGGGUUUGAUCAAAUGGAUAUUUAGUGGAAAUUUCUUAAUAUUGUCAUUAGCUUUAAGGAGAGUGCGACUUUGUUAGGUUGUGUAAGAUUCUUGUCAUAAAGUCCUUAGCCAAGUUAAAUGGCGACCUCUAUUGGCAUAGCUUUAGAACGCAGUUGUGGAACUUUUUCUUACGUACUUCCAGGUGAAAGUUCAUGCUUUGCUAUUUUUUCGUUGAUUUGUUUACUUACUGCAUGUUGUAAGAUCAGUUUGCCCUUUUCCCAUUUAACCUGAGCCAUUAAUGCUGUGCGUUCUUGCGGAAAAGUAGGUUUAUUCUCGAUAAUUUGGUAGCAGUGCUACUACUAUGAAUUUAAACUGCAUCUCCCAGCAGUCCCUGGUGGUCAAAGUAGUUUAAAAGGAGGGCAGGUGGCCAAAGGAAAGAAAGUGUGUUUUAUUGUUGUAUUUUGGUUCAGUUUAACUGUGAGACUGCUUUCUGUUGUUUAAGCCGUAAUUAGUUUUGUGUUAUUCAUUGUUGGAGUCGGGAUUGUCUUCUGUCUACCUGUGUCCUGAAGAUUGAUUAUGGAUUCAUUGGCUUCCCCGCAAGAAAAGGAGCGCUCCUGAACCAUCCAUCCAUCUUCACCCUUACAGUGGCUACCGGUAGGACUGUUUUUCAUUCCCUUGCAGCGUGCAGGUCUCUGGACUCACUAUCAUCAUCUAUCAUUUCAUCCGGUGUUGUUUCCAUUGACUUUGCUGUGUGAAGUUGUUUGUGUUUAUAUGUUUGAUGUAAUAUCGCCGUAGGGGUUCUGGGGUGGUAUUAUUGUUUUCAUUUAUAUGAUUUAAUUGCAUUACAUUCUUUAAAAAUUGUUAUUCCCCAGUGUGCUGUCUCUGCUGUGAGUGUGUGUGGGUCGAGCCAAGGUUGGUAACGUCCCUGUGAUCCACUAUAAAAAUUAAAUAAAUCACCGUCAUCUUGACGGUGUGAAUCUUAGCGGCACCUGACCGCUACAAUUUAAUAUAAAAAGGUUCAAAUGUAUGUUAAAGUUAGAUGUGCAGAGUAGUUAAAAUGAGUACUUGAAUAUAAUGGUGUGACUGAGCGUAUGUAUUUAACUUUAUUUACAGACCACAGCAACAGGAAUUAAAGUCCUUUCUGAGUUCA
This is a messenger RNA of Polypterus senegalus (gray bichir), 3842 nucleotides long. RefSeq names its product tripartite motif-containing protein 16-like. The transcript is spliced from 5 exons. Bases 57 to 1712 code for a protein of 551 amino acids. NCBI's taxonomy places the organism in Eukaryota, Metazoa, Chordata, Cladistia, Polypteriformes, Polypteridae. The record is from RefSeq and is a predicted model, not a curated record. Gene Ontology annotation, molecular function: protein binding; zinc ion binding.